Cladophialophora bantiana CBS 173.52 is the source of this 396-nucleotide messenger RNA. RefSeq lists its product as uncharacterized. The record is from RefSeq and is a predicted model, not a curated record. NCBI's taxonomy places the organism in Eukaryota, Fungi, Ascomycota, Eurotiomycetes, Chaetothyriales, Herpotrichiellaceae. The transcript has a single exon. Bases 1 to 396 code for a protein of 131 amino acids.
AUGGAUGUUGAGAUCCUUCAGCGACAAUCCGGACGAGCUACGCGAGGCGUUGAUCAGCGAGUCCUUCCGCACCGAAGCCCAGGUGCAGGAGGUCACCAUGGAGCAGAGGCAAAGCUAGUCGAAGACUUGGCUCGAGGAGACCUCGCCGACGUCCUACACAACAGCCACGCUCCUAGCCAUGUCUAUGUCUGGGAACCGUACUUCCCAGACCUGCACAGCGAUCCUGGCUCACCUGGGUACAAGGAGGUUCGGUGUCUCAUUCUCGGUAACGGAGGAUAUUCAAGGCGCAACAUGUUUUGCUACACGGCAUUGGUGCUCGAGGCUACUGGUCAAGAGGACGAGUAUUGGCGCGUGGGCUUGUGCUCCAUCAAUCCUAGGCAGAUAUGCGAUAACUAG